This is a messenger RNA of Thunnus maccoyii (southern bluefin tuna), 5671 nucleotides long. Its product is annotated as SLIT and NTRK-like protein 5. Gene Ontology annotation, cellular component: extracellular matrix. The record is from RefSeq and is a predicted model, not a curated record. The transcript has 3 exons. Bases 394 to 1617 code for a protein of 407 amino acids. Lineage: Eukaryota; Metazoa; Chordata; Actinopteri; Scombriformes; Scombridae. Gene Ontology annotation, molecular function: protein binding.
AAAACACUGGAGGCCGUCUUUCCACAUUCCGCUCGGAGGAAGACACACCCUCAGAUCCGGAGGAGGAGAGGUUCAGCCGGGCCAGUUGAAGGGAUGCAGAGAGAGAAGAGACGCUUUCUGUGGGUCCUGUUUGGAUCCUGAAUAAGAGUUUCAGGGUCUCAUGAGCUUCUGACAAAGAGCAACAGGUGGGCAACAGACAUGGAAAUCAGAGCCAAACAUUGGACUCCUGAUCUCCAAUGACCUGUGUCACCAUGCCAACUCCUAUGAUCCUCACAGCAACCAGGAGUCCUCAGAGAAGUUGCUAGGUUUACAAGCCCAUUUACAUCUCUGUGAGGCUACAUAAUCUGGAUCCCCUCCAGCACUGAGAAAGACAGAGAGUGCAGGAAGGCAGAGAUGGUUUACGAGUCGGGUGUCCUGCUGCUUUUCACAUUGCUGGUGAAGACGAGACUCGUGGGUGGAUGUGUUUGUCCAGCAGCCACUGUCUUGUCCCAGUUUCCCUCUGAGGUGUCUGCUGGCGCCUGCUGCCUGAACUACUCUGGCUCUGCUUUCAGCCAUGUGCGUUGGUCUGUGUUUACCAAUGAGACAAACAUAGAGAUACUUGAUCUCUCCAACUGUAAUAUCACUUCUGUUGAUAUGCAUGGCAAAGUGGCCUCUACGCUGCAGAAGGUUUACUUAGAUCAUAACAGACUAACAACAUUGCCAAGGGAGUUUCUGGCCAGCCAACCUAGCCUGAUGGAGGUGGAUCUGAGUGGAAACCUGCUUCAGGAGCUUCCUGAGGGCUUUCUUCAGGACUCGGACAACCUCCAGAGGCUUUAUCUGCAGGGAAACCAGCUCCGCUUCCUCCCCGGCUCUGUGCUGCAGAAGCCCAGCCUUAAAAGGCUGGAGCUGUAUGGAAACCCCUGGGACUGCUCCUGUUUGUUACUGGAGGGCCUGGAAGAAGGCAAGCAGGCUAAUAGGACCACCAAGCUGCAGGAUCUUGUGGGGAACCUAACCUGUGCCUCUCCCAGGAAUCUGGCCGGCAGGGUCGUGUGGUCGGCGAGGCUUAGUGACGUGUGCCGCCCAGCUGGCCUUACCGCGCUCUUCAUCGUGCUCCCCCUCCUUAUCCUCUCCGCCUUGGUGCUCUGCUGGUGCUGCGGGAGGAAGAGGAAGAAGAAAGAAGCACCUGUGUUCAGCACCUCAAAGAAAAGAGCCUCCAGCUGUAACGGGCAGAAGCAUCGCAGCAAGCAGCCACCUGGAGCAGGUGAGCAGUAUAAAGCUGGAGGCGGUGGACACGAGGGGAUCCUGAAGAAUCAGCUGCUGCUACGCCCGGCAUCCGCCCUCCUGGGCAGCACUAGAGACAUCUAUGAGGAAGUGGAGAUCAAGCUGGGCUCCGUGGAGUCUCUUCCUCGAGCCUCCUCCUGCUGUUCCAGCACCACGGAGGGGAGGCAGGGCUCCCAGGAGCCCGACAGAGCCAGCAAGACGGAGCUGGACACAGUCAGUGUGACAGAAGUGAUGAAAGACUCAGCUGACAGGGAGAAAGCUUACAUGACCCAGUCCACUGAGUACUACAGCCUGGUGCCAGGUAUCGAACUGGAGGACUCGGACCACGGCGAGUAUGAGAACGUUGACCUCUCAUGACACCAUCUCAACAGACUAGAUUGACAUUUUGGGAAAUACAUUUAUUUGCAUUCUUGCUGAGAGUUACAAGAAAAGAUCUUUACUACUCUCAUGUGUGUGUGUCCCUAAAAACCUUCUUGUUAAACUGAGGGAUGGAUUUUACAUGAACACAUUUUCUGCUGAUUUUGUUAUUUCAAAAAAGAGGGUUUUUUUGUAUUUUUGGUUUGAAGGGGGUUAGACUCAGAUGGAAAAAGGAGGUUGUCUCGUACUUCUAUGCACCAAUCACAAUUUGGCAACAUUUAAAUUAUAAUAAUAAUAAAAUAAUAAUACAUUUAAUUUGUACCACACUUUUCAUUCAUAGUAAAUCUUUAAGUACUACAGCAUAAAGAAAAUAAUUAGAGUGAAGAUGAAAAAGGCUUCCUGAAUAGAAAUGUGAUGACAGUUGUUGGUUGUUGCAUUAUGCAGGGAGGACACUGUCAAUUAAUCUGAUCAAAACACACCCACACACUCAAUGUCAAUAUGUGGUUUUACAGGGAAUUAUAUGCUGUAACUAUUUCUCAUCAAACAACAGCCUAAAGCUGAGAAUUCCCAGAGCGUCUUGAGUUUGACGCCGCAUAGAAGUGCUGGAUAAACUAUUGUUUGUCAACAGACAAACAGUAUAAAGCUCCUUUUUCCAUUUCUGUUUAUGUACAAAUUAAACAAACGAGAUACAACUUGUUAAUUUGAGAGUUAAUUUGUGAGUGUUGGAAGGCAGAUUUUUUAACUAUGGGCAGUCAGGCUAGCUGUUUCCCUCUGUUUCCAGUCUUUAUGCUAAGCUAAGCUAAUCAUCUCCUGACUCCAGCUCCAUAAUCUUCUCAUUUCAUUAUCGGCAAUGAAUAAGCAUAUUUCCUAAAAGUUAUUCCUUUAAAAGCACUGAAGAGAGACAGUAUGUGUGUGUGUGUUAUCUACUGACACAGAGACAGUGUGGUUCAACCACUGUAGUAUCACAAUGUAAGAGGAAGUGAUUUAAUCCGGAGCUUUUCCUGUGGGACCUGAGGAACGCAGUGACGGUUUGAAAGGGAGGCCCACUUUUUUUUUUCUCUCUGGAAAAAACUAGCAAUUUUAAAGACACAAUAGCACAAAGACGUUUAUUUUAUUUAAUGCUGCACUCCAUGCAAAUGUACACUUAAUACUGUUUUCAAGCCUAUUACAAAAGCAAUACACAUUUUUGAGUUACUGUAUGUUUUGCUUGAUUAUUCAGUCCAUCUGGGAGGUUUUUUUUUGUGAUUAUUGCAGCCAAAAAUGCUUGAUUUUGCAGUGCUAUUCUCAAAAAUUGCGAUACAAUUUGUUAUGUUUUAUGUGCUCUUUUUGUGGUAAAAUUGCAGGAAUUGGGGAAAAUAAUGUGACAAUUGGUCCAAAUCACAAGCAGUCUGUUGAUUUGACCGUUUCAUGUGGAAAAGUGAUAAUUUAGCAAUAUUGCGGAGAUUUCUUGAAUUUGAGUUUAUUAUUGAGAUCGCAAAAUUGCAAUUUCCUGGAGGGACUGGUUAUUCUAAGUCAUGCAAGCUUUUGUAUGUACUUUCCUUUGCCUCACCCAUGUGUGAUUGUUAUAUGCAUUCCACUUAUUAUUUUGCAUACAUGAUGUUCUGGAUGAGACUCUUUCACUUGAAGCUGCGCAACCAGAAAUGUAGGUGCUGAACAAUGACUAAUCCCAUUGCAACGCUCACAGUUAAUUCAUUGCGAAACGUGGAAUGUAAAGCUUAGAUGAGAAGUCUAAAUUUAUAUUGUCAAGCGCAUGAAAGGAUACUUACUCUUGUGUGCUUUCCGUCACAUACUAAAAUGUGCACAUAGGUUGGAAAAUGCCAUAGCAGUCAGAUCUAAAUGCUGAUGAAUGCUGGUUUAAGAUAAAAAUCUCUGUAGUGCCGGUUCAGUAAACUGAGAUAUAGUGCACUUCUGAGCAGCGGUGCUACAACAUAAUGACACUGGAGAGGAGACCUACUGUACACAAAAGACAACACUGAACAUUGGGGUCAUCAUGAAGGGGCAGAGACUCGAUCGUUAUCUAGGAAGUGGAAAACAGACAGACGUCUCACUUCUCACACUUGUUGGCUUUGAAUACUAAUUGGUUCAUGUUCAGUGAGAGUGGGAGCAGCGAAGGGUGUGGAACUUCCUGGAAUGAAAAAAAAAAUUGAGGCAUAUUUUCCAGACGGGUUUUCACAUAUUUUCCAUCAAAGCUUUAUAUAUCAAUGAUGUAAGGUUUACUGCUUUCCAAAUGCAAAUGCCUUUAGGUCAAGACACUCAGAAAAGUGUAGCAAAAACAUGAUUUUACUGAGAUAAAUGAGUUUAUGAUGGAUUUUGUAAUUUUGUACAGUUUCUGCUCAGACAAAAAACAUGAAUUCAUUGUAAACAGGGCCGUAGCUACAAUAAGGGACACUGAUGUUAUGCCUGCUGUAUGCUUUUUUCUUAGUUGUUUUUUUUUUUUUUUUUGCGAGGGGGGGUUAAUGUGCUGAUGUUUUUUUUUCCAACCUGGGAGGAUCAAAUCCUCUAAUUGACUGUUCACUCAAUCCCGCCAACCUGUUGCUACGCCUUUCAAGCUUUACCAGGCAGUUCAUUGUCAUAACAGUGGCAGAUUUAUCACUCAAAAUUCUAAUUAAUUUUAGAAAAAGCAAAAGCAGGCUUCUCAUUUCUACAGUAAGCAGCAACUGUAGAUUUUCCCGGCUAAAAUGGCAACUGUUGCUACCAGAUUUUAUCAGCUGUAGUAGUUAGGUUAGCUCAUUAAGCUAACAUUAGCUCCAUGAGUUGGUUAAAAUUGCUGGCUCUAGCUGAGUUUUUAUGUAACACUCUUCUAAAAGGAGUUAAAUAUGCACUUAAUGGCUACAUACAUGAUUUUGUGCUAAAAGACUGAGGCUAAAGCUAGCAGGUUAAAAAAAAAAUCAGCGUCCUCACCGGUUGAUAAUCUGAAGAAGACAAGGAAAUGACAGUUUGUUUAUGUAUUUCAGUAUAGAGCUAGUUUGUCCAAGUAUGUAUAAUGAUAGAAUAUUUAACAAUCCCUGUUUAGCUGCUUAACAGUAUGUUUUACUUUUAACAUUAUGAGAGAAAAGGAACCAUGUGUUUGGGAAACGUGCUGUCUCAGGUAACAUUACCAGGUUUGCUGGAGUGUGAACUUCCCUAAAACCAGUAAAAAGCCGUUAGAGAUGCUAAGUGCUAACGUUAACUCCGAUAGCAUCCAUUUGCAUACUACACAGUGAAUGUGCUAGUGAUGAGCAGAGCUUUUUAAAACAUAAUGUGUAACUAACACCACAAACUAUUGUAGAUUUUAGUUAGUUUACCAUCGAAGCUAAUGUUUGUGCAGAUUAGCACAUUGUUUAAUCAAUUCUUCACACUUUUUAAAAGGACACUACGUUAUCUGCGCUCACUUCAACAUGAAAUGAGAAAUCCAAAACUCAACAGACCUGCCUCGCCUUGUUACAGUUGCUAAGCUAUCGUUGCAUAAUCCAAGUUCAUGUCAUGGGAGCGGUUUAGCGAAUAGUCAGUUAAAACCUUAUGGCAUAUAUUUUAAAAGCUGAUUCCAGUAUUUUUAGACUCAAUAUAUUUAAAUUUGAUUACUGUUGGGGCCGACAAAAUAAUAAAUAACAGCUUCACCAUUUCUCCCCUAGAAUUUAAUUCCUAGCAGUUUGGAGAAGAUUUCCUUCUGGGAAAUAAAAUGUACAGAAAAUGUAUUAUAGUACUAUUAAAAGUACUAUUAGAGAGAUUAAUUAACUGAAUAAAUAAAACAAAAAAAUCCAAAUAAUACUACACAUUUAGAGACCUUUUUGAUUUAUAGUCUAAAUGAUCUAAGGCUCUAUAGCUAUGGUCCUGAUUAUGAAGUUUGAAGUGAAAUUAGGUCUCUUUGAGUGUUUGAUGGCAGUUUAUCUUAAAUGCUGCACUAUCAGCUACUAAAUAACAUCCUGUAAAUAAAAUGGGAAUACUGGUAUAAUAUGUAAUAAAAGCACUGACUUUAAUUGUUGUGUUUAUACGGGCAGAUGCACUAUCUUUAUUGUUUUUUUGUAUGCAAAAUGUUUUAAUAUUGUUGAAAGAAAAAUAAAUGCUCUUUUCAAGA